UAGUUAAGAUCUCAUAUUACCAUUAUCAUUGUAUCAAUUUACAGUAACCCCUGUGAAGUUUUGUUAUUUCUCAUAAGAAAAAUGGCUAAAUUUAUAAUUUUAAUAUCUGUGGUAUUACUUAGUGUGUACCUAACAGAACAAGCACAUUUCUUAAGUAAAAGUUAUGUCGACGCAAUUAACAAAGUAGCUAAAACAUGGAAGGCUAAACAAAAUUUUCCCGAGUAUAUGACCAAAGAAGAAAUCGUCCGAUUAUUAGGUUCGAAACGUCUCAUAGGCGAUCAUGAAAGUCCAAUUAAGGAAAAUGAUAGCGAAUACAUGGAAGAUAGUGAAAUUCCAAAAUUCUUUGACGCAAGGAUAGAAUGGAGUCGCUGCAAAACAAUUGGACAAGUCCGUAACCAAGGAAAUUGUGGAUCCUGUUGGGCUCAUAGUACCACCGGAGCGUUCGCUGACCGUUUGUGCAUAGCGACGAAUGGAGAUUUUAAUGAACUCAUAUCAGCCGAAGAGUUAACUUUUUGCUGUCAUAAAUGUGGUUUAGGAUGUCAUGGAGGUAACCCGUUGAGAGCAUGGCAAUAUUUCAAAAGUCACGGUGUUGUUACCGGAGGCAACUACAACACUACCGAUGGAUGUCAACCGUACAGAGUACCACCUUGUGUAGUAGACGAAGAGGGACAUAAUUCAUGCUCGGGAAAACCAUCAGAACGUAAUCACAGAUGUAGAAAGAGCUGUUACGGUGACAAAACAUGCGAUUACAAGAGUGGACAUUACAAAACGAAAGACGCAUAUUAUGUCGAGGACAUCGAUACAAUGCAAAAAGACACGAUGGUGUACGGACCAAUCGAAGCGUCAUUUGAUGUUUACGACGACUUUGUGAAUUACGGAUCCGGAGUUUACCAAAAGUCCGAGAACGCAACGAAAUUGGGAGGACACUCUGUCAAAAUGAUCGGAUGGGGCGAAGAAAAUGGCACACCGUAUUGGCUGAUGGUUAACUCUUGGGGCGAACAAUGGGGCGCCAAUGGAUUGUUUAAAAUACGCAGAGGCACAAACGAAUGUGGAAUUGAAAGUUUGCCUUCAGCAGGCGUGCCUUUAGUAUAAGUCGCGUACUAUAUUAUUAUUAUUAUGUUGAUAUUAUGUUAUACGUCAUUAUAUUAUAAUUUACUCACUUAUUGUUUAUGUAUAAAACUAUAUAUAAUAUACUCGUAUUACUAUGA
Messenger RNA from Aphis gossypii (cotton aphid), 1208 nucleotides. RefSeq names its product cathepsin B-like cysteine proteinase 3. Gene Ontology annotation, cellular component: lysosome. The record is from RefSeq and is a predicted model, not a curated record. The transcript is spliced from 6 exons. Gene Ontology annotation, molecular function: cysteine-type endopeptidase activity. Bases 82 to 1092 code for a protein of 336 amino acids. Gene Ontology annotation, biological process: regulation of catalytic activity. Lineage: Eukaryota; Metazoa; Arthropoda; Insecta; Hemiptera; Aphididae.